ACAUAACACUUGACAGACUGCAGCAGUGAUGCCAAUGUCUCGCGUAGCGAGUAUAGUUUUUGCCAUACUUGCGAGUCACCGAAAAUGCCUAAUGUCGUUUCACGUCAUACGCAGAGUUUGGGCUAUUGGUGGUGGAAGUUUUGGAUCGAUUUCAUUACUAAAAUAUUCUAAGAUACUUCGUAGAGUCCAACAAACUUGUAAUAUGGCUGGAAAAUACAAAAUAGUUAUGGUACGCCAUGGUGAAUCAGAAUGGAAUCAAAAGAAUCUCUUUUGUGGUUGGUUCGAUGCUAACCUCAGCGACAAAGGCAAGGAAGAAGCUUUAGCCGCUGGUAAAGCAGUCAAAGAGGCUGGUUUAAAGUUUGAUAUCGCCCACACAUCAGUUCUCACCCGUGCACAAGUUACACUUGCUGCCAUUUUAAAGGAGUCUUGUCAAGAAGGAAUUCCAAUAUGCAAAACUUGGCGUUUAAACGAGCGUCACUAUGGUGGCUUAACAGGUUUAAACAAAGCAGAAACUGCUGCUAAAUACGGAGAAGAUCAGGUGAAAAUAUGGCGCCGUAGUUUUGACAUUCCACCUCCACCCAUGGAGGUUGGACAUGCUUAUUACGAUACUAUUGUAAAAGAUUCUCGAUAUGCUGAUGGUCCAAAGGGCGAUGAAUUCCCUAUGUUUGAAUCUUUAAAACUUACCAUUCAGCGUACUUUACCAUACUGGAAUGAUGUCAUUAUUCCGCAACUUAAAGAGGGAAAACAAAUAAUUAUUGCCGCACAUGGUAAUAGCUUGCGUGGUAUCGUAAAACAUUUAGAUAAUUUAUCCGACGACGCCAUUAUGGCCCUCAAUCUGCCAACUGGUAUUCCUUUCGUUUACGAAUUGGACGAAAACUUCAAACCAGUGGUUUCGAUGAAAUUCCUUGGUGAUGAAGAAACUGUAAGAAAAGCAAUGGAGGCUGUCGCUGCUCAAGGCAAAGCUAAGUAAGCGCACAGAAAUUAAAAUACAUACCUACUUAGCAUUGUCGGUGUAUGUAUGUGCAUUUCGAGUAAAUACAAAAUAAUAAUUGGACAAGCAAUUUGUUUAAGCAUGUUUAUCAUUAUUCUGCGGUAUCCAUUUCACUAGUUAUAUACCGUAAAGUUGUUAACUUGUGUGUGUAGUAAAAUAAAUUAUAAUAUAGUUAAUAAAUUUAAUUUAUUGAAA
Messenger RNA from Teleopsis dalmanni, 1186 nucleotides. RefSeq names its product phosphoglycerate mutase 2-like. Gene Ontology annotation, biological process: glycolytic process. The transcript has 4 exons. The coding region runs from base 29 to 970 and encodes 313 amino acids. NCBI's taxonomy places the organism in Eukaryota, Metazoa, Arthropoda, Insecta, Diptera, Diopsidae. Gene Ontology annotation, molecular function: intramolecular phosphotransferase activity. The record is from RefSeq and is a predicted model, not a curated record.